UCAUCGCGUGUGCGGUGUGCACGUGAGGAGAUAUUGGGAGGUAUCCGGGAAGUACAUAUAUAUAUAUAUUUACGCGGUUCUCGUCUAUGGACUACUGUGCACGUAUCGAUGGUGGGCAAGAAGUGUGCACGAGUCGUCUCGUGACAUACCGGGCGGUUUCAAAAAGGAGCCGUUUCACCCGUUCUCAUACGUGAUUAUGCUGUAUAGAGCUAUAUAGAUGCGCGAUCGCGCGCCGACAGUAUGUACAAGUUAUUACAUACGUUGUUAAAUCUCGCGCAUUUCCUAUGUAAUGUGUACAUCGCGAUUCGUUACACUUGUAUCGCGGCUUACCGCAAGUGUACGGAUCUCUGGUGCGCGACAACGGAGCUCGACGUGCUCCUGCGUAUGCGCGCGAAAACCAAGAAGGUACCCAGACACUUGGUGAUCGUGCUAGGACUGUGCGACGAGUCGGUCCUCGACUGUGUGCGUAUAAUUGGAUGGUGCAUUACACUUAAUAUACCUUACAUCAGCUUCUUUGACCGUAAUGGUUUCUUGAAAAAAAAUGAAGCAAAUCUUAAAGAAGAAUUUGCGAAAAAGCGGCCUGAUCUAAUAGAUCAUAUUAUUUGGAAUUCACAUACAAAACCACCUAGUCAAAAUGGAAUAACUGGCAAUAGAUCGAAAAUAAAUGUAUUAUUACUAUCUGAUACAGAUGGUAAAGGGAAAAUAGUAUCAUUAGUACAAUCAUUGACAAAAGCCGUAUGUUCAGGAAAUCUUGAUCCAGAAGAUAUUACGGAUCAACUUAUCUCUGAGAAAUUAGAUAUGAAAGGGAUGCCUAAUCCUGAUCUCGCUUUAAUAUAUGGUUACACUUGUUCCACGCAUGGUCUUCUACCAUGGCACAUAAGAACAACAGAAUUUUUAAUGUUGCCACUGUACAUUAGUAUCUCAGUGAAAGAUUUCACACAUCUACUAGAGAGAUAUAAUAAAUUCGUACAACGGUAUGGAAAAUGAUACAUAUAUAUGUAUAUGUAUAUAUAUAUAUAUAUAUAUAAAUAUAUAUAACUAUCCUUAUUUAUAUAAAAGAUACUGCAUUUCAUAAGAAAAAAUAAAUUAUCGUGAAGACUGAA
Molecule: messenger RNA, 1103 nt
Organism: Cataglyphis hispanica
Lineage: Eukaryota; Metazoa; Arthropoda; Insecta; Hymenoptera; Formicidae
Gene: Tango14
Product: dehydrodolichyl diphosphate synthase complex subunit NUS1
Exons: 4
Coding region: 241-987 (248 amino acids)
Cellular component (GO): endoplasmic reticulum membrane; dehydrodolichyl diphosphate synthase complex
Molecular function (GO): ditrans,polycis-polyprenyl diphosphate synthase [(2E,6E)-farnesyl diphosphate specific] activity
Source: RefSeq, a predicted model, not a curated record